Molecule: messenger RNA, 949 nt
Organism: Vigna umbellata (rice bean)
Lineage: Eukaryota; Viridiplantae; Streptophyta; Magnoliopsida; Fabales; Fabaceae
Product: methyl jasmonate esterase 1-like
Biological process (GO): jasmonic acid metabolic process; salicylic acid metabolic process
Molecular function (GO): methyl indole-3-acetate esterase activity; methyl jasmonate esterase activity; methyl salicylate esterase activity
Source: RefSeq, a predicted model, not a curated record
UGGACAUGUAUAUUUAUUUAGUGGAGACGUGAAGCAUUGAAGUUGUGAGCUGAAGGAAGAUGGAGGGGAAGAAGAAGAGACGUCUGGUGUUGGUUCACGGAGCCUACCAUGGAGCCUGGUGUUGGUACAAGCUCUCUACCCUCCUCAAUUCCGCCGGCCUUCAAGUCACGUCUCUCGACAUGGCUGCAUCCGGCAUCCAUCCAAACCAAGUGCUCGAUAUCACUUCAGUUUCGCAAUAUGUUGAACCUUUGCUCCAAUUUCUACGAUCUUUACCACCAGAGGAACGAGUCAUCCUUGUCGGUCAUAGUUUUGGAGGUUUAUGCAUUUCUCUAGCCAUGGAAAUGUUCCCCCACAAAGUUGCAGCUGCUGUUUUCCUUACCGGUUGGAUGCCUGGUCCCCACCUCAGCUAUCUCUCACUGUUCCUAGAGUUCAAGCACAGGUUAAGCUUGAAAUUCAAUUUGGGCUCAAAGACUGUCACAGAUGAAAAUACCAACGAUCAUCCGAAGCGAUAUAUGACAUGUGAUCUUCAAAACUUAGCAUCCAACGUCUACCAACAAUCUCCCCCAGAGGACUUGGCCCUGGCGUCUUCACUUUUGAGACCCUUUCCCAUAUUUGGUGACGAAGAUUUGCGAGAGAAUACACAACUGACGGAAGAGAACCAUGGAACUGUGGCCAGAGUCUAUAUAGUGUGUGAACAGGACAAAAUAAUGGAGCAGGAUUUUCAACUGUCAAUGGUUGAAAGAAACCCUCCUAAUGUGGUCAAAGUGAUUGCUGGAGCUGAUCACAUGCCCAUGUUGUCUAAACCACAACAGCUUUUCUCUUACCUUCAAGAGAUUGCCGACAUCUAUUACUAGCAUUUCACCGUUUAUGUUAUUUCUGCAAUUAUGUGUGAUGACCAUAUCAGCAAAUGCAUUUGUACCUUCCCAGCUAUCUGUAGAUGGUCCUAUGA